This is a messenger RNA of Echinops telfairi (small Madagascar hedgehog), 6946 nucleotides long. RefSeq names its product synaptopodin 2 (gene SYNPO2). The record is from RefSeq and is a predicted model, not a curated record. The coding region runs from base 99 to 3776 and encodes 1225 amino acids. Lineage: Eukaryota; Metazoa; Chordata; Mammalia; Afrosoricida; Tenrecidae. Gene Ontology annotation, molecular function: actin binding. Gene Ontology annotation, biological process: positive regulation of actin filament bundle assembly. Gene Ontology annotation, cellular component: nucleus; actin cytoskeleton; Z disc. The transcript has 6 exons.
CUCCCGGGCAGGAGCCCGAAGAUCAGUGCGCAUCUUCAACCGCAGCCCGGCUUCCCAGCAUUUCCUAGUUCUUCAUGCUGCCCAACUAACAGGAGACAAUGGGCACAGGGGAUUUUAUCUGCAUUUCCAUGACCGGAGGUGCGCCCUGGGGGUUCCGAUUGCAAGGUGGCAAGGAGCAGCAGCAGCCCUUACAAGUGGCGAAGAUUCGCAGCCAGAGCAAAGCGUCUGAGUCCGGGCUCUGUGAAGGGGAUGAAGUUGUCUUCAUCAAUGGCCACCCCUGUGCAGACCUCACGUACCCGGAAGUCAUCAAGCUCAUGGAGAGCGUAACAGAGUCCCUCCAGAUCCUCAUCCGAAGACCAUCCAGUGGAAUAAGUGAGACUUUGAUCUCUGAAACGGAGAACAAAAACCAUGAGCCCCUCACACGGGAGGGCUACCGGGGAAGCACGGCCCUGCAGAUUGGACCGGCCACAAAGUCCCAAUACAGAGAGUUCUACAUCACCACAGUCAAGAGGGCAGCUUUUCCAGCUGAGGACCAAGGAAGUGGUCCUGGGUUUUCUGGCCACGUCGAAGAAGAAACAGGCUGGAGUAACCAAAUGGCACCCCAAAUGCCCGACUCCCCAAGUGGUGUGGAUGAGGUUAUCUUAAGCGAGAAGACAGAAGGGGGACAGCCAGGCCCUGUGGUGGAGCUACAACUGUCCCUGUCAGAGGAGAGACCCAAGGCCACCAGUGUCCCGACAGCAGUUCUCCUGGGAGCUGAAAAAUCCACGUCUCCUGACGCAGACACUGACUUACAACAUGACCGCGUCGUCCACCUAAACCCAGUCUCCUCUCCUGAGAAAAGGGCCCUUCCUCUGAAGUCCAGCAAGAUAAUCCAGCUCUCCAGCAGCAAAGAGUUGAAAGUGACCCCAGGGAGCGAAGCAGGCGAGCCGGGACUGCCCCAAGUGGAAGUGAUCUUGGACUGCCCUGACAGGCAGAAGACAGAAGGGUGCAGGCUUCAGGCAGGGAAGGGGCAUGCGGAUUCUCCAGUGGAAGGAGGGCAGUUAGAAGCACCUCCUUCUGUGGUAGUCUUUGCAGUCUCAUCAGAAGGCACAGAGCAGGGAGGACUCCGAGUGGAGAGGGAUCACAGCAGACCUCACAAGCACAGAGCAAGGCACGCACGUCUCAGAAGGAGUGAAAGCCUUUCAGAAAAGCAGGUGAAAGAAGCCAAGUCUAAAUGCAAAAGCAUUGCCCUCCUUCUCACAGAUGCCCCCAACCCCAACUCCAAGGGGGUGUUGAUGUUUAAGAAGCGCCGUCAAAGGGCCAGGAAAUACACCCUCAUCAGCUACGGGACCGGGGAGCUUGAGCGCGAGGGGGACGAGGAGGAAGGAGGCGGCAGAGAGGAUCCGUGUGAAGUCACGUUUCUGGGCACGAGCGAGUCAGAGGUGGAUGAAGAGUUCCUGUCUGACCUGGACGACAGCACGCACGUGGUGAACUUUGACUGGGAUUCUGGACUAGUGGACAUUGAAAAGAAACUGACCAUAGGGGACAAGAUGGAGAUGCUGCCAGACACCUCAGGCAAGGGGGCCCUCAUGUUUGCGAAGAGGAGGGAGCGGAUGGAUCAGAUCGCAGCCCAAAAGGAGGAGGAGAGCAGCAGUGGGGGGCCGAGCAGAGAACCAGAUGCUGUCCAGGUAGAUGGCCUGAGGACGGUGACGUCCUUCCAAAGGAAAGAGGAGGAAUCGCGGAGAGUCCAGACUUCCAUGAGCACAAGCUACAGCAACGUCAGCCAUGGGGUGGACCAUGCACCCCAACAGAAUGGCUUCAGUGGGGUUCCCGAGACAGCAGACGCCCAGAGGAUGGUCCCUAUAAACAGAACGGCAAGACCCUUCCCGGGACCCAUGAGCCAGCCCGCCACCCCUUUCUCCCCAACCCGAAACAUGACAAGCCCCAUCGCCGACUUUCCUGCGCCCCCCCCAUAUUCUGCGGUCACCCCUCCCCCGGAAGCCUUUUCCAGAGGGCUCGUGAGUCCCGUGGCCGGCCAGCCACAGCCACCUCCGUGGCCUCAGCCCGCCCCGUGGGCCCAAGCAGCCUUUUAUGACUCGUCGGAGCGCAUCGCUUCCCGGGACGAGAGGAUCGCAGUGCCGGCCAAGAGAACGGGCAUCCUGCAGGAGGCCAAACGGAGAAGCACCACGAAGCCCAUGUUCACCUUCAAGGAGCCCAAAGUCAGUCCCAACCCUGAACUCUUGUCGCUUCUUCAAAACUCCGAAGGCAAGCGGGCCCCCGGAGCCGGCGGGGACUCGGGGCCUGAAGAAGACUACCUCAGUUUAGGGGCAGAGGCCUGCAAUUUCCUGCAGAGCGCCUCUGCUAAACAGAAGAUGCCACCCCCGGUGGCCCCAAAGCCGGGGGUUAAGGCUGCAUCCUCCCAACCAGUGACCCCCGUUUCGCCCGUCUGGGCUCCAGGAGCGACUCCCACCCAACCUCCUGCCUUCCCAGCAUCAAACCCACCCCGGGGCACCGCUGUCUCCUCCAUCAAAAUAGCCCAGCCUUCGCACGCCCCUGCCCGGCCUGCGAGCUCCCUGCACAUGGCUGGUCCCUUCAAAGGGCCGCAAGCUGCCGUGGCCAGUCAGAAUUACACACUCAAGCCGACAGCUCCUGCACCCGCAGCAAACACUGCUCAUGCUAGGCCAGGGGGACCAUCCCAGGAGCUUCCGGGGAUGAGUGGCAAAGGAGCCCAGCUCUUUGCCAAACGGCAGUCGAGAAUGGAGAAGUAUGUGGUUGAUUCUGACACCGUGCAGGCCCAUGCGGCCCGGGCCCAGUCUCCCACUCCAUCUCUCCCAGCCUGUUGGAAGUAUUCCUCCAACGUCCGAGCACCCCCUCCGGUGGCCUACAAUCCCAUCCACUCCCCCUCCUACCCACUUGCUGCCGUCAAGUCCCAGCCGUCAGCCCCACAGGCCUCCAAAGCAAAUGCAAAAGAUGCUCUCCCCCGAAAGCCAGCAGUCAAGAUGAAUUCAGUGCAGACCGGGAAGCAAGCAUUUCCCCUUUGGCCAGCCAAUGCUAGUUCUCCCACGCAUGAGCAGCCUUCGUCGGUCUACUCCCUCCCAGCCUACAGCUCUCAGCCGGCCUUCUUUGCUGAGGCUGCCUCCCCGGUCAGUGCGUCCCCAGUGCCGGUGGCCACCCCCAACUCUCCAAAGCAAGAAUCCGCCUCGUCGUCGUAUUUUGUGGCACCAAGGCCAAAGUUCUCAGCCAAGAAGAGUGGCAUCACGGUUCAGGCGCGAGGAGGACAUUCCCUUUCUCUUCCUGGAAGAUCAAUCCCAGCCAGUGUCUCCACGAUCCCUCCUUGGAUGUGCCAGUCUGAUAAACCGUCUGAUGGGCUAGAGAAAGCCAACAACAGGCUAAGUCCUUGGGAAGCAGCAGCGAAGUCUCCUCUUGGCCUAGUGGAGGAUGCCUUCAGACACAGAAACAUGCAGGAAUCCAUCGUGGCAAACGUGGUCUCCGCAGCUCGGAGGAAGGUGCUCUCAGGGUCAUCAGAGAAUUGGAAAGACAGAGUGUCCUAUGUUCCUCAUGCCCAGAAGACCGACACGAGCUCAUUUAGAAGGGAAGAGCUCAGUGUCACAUCCGCACCCUAUGGUAGCAUGUCCACCAGCGCCCAGUAUGGUUCACAGUUACCGUAUGCAUAUUAUAGGCAGGCUUCCAGAAAUGAUUCUGAGAUAAUGUCCAUGGAAACCAGAUCUGAUUACUGCUUGUCAGGAACCGAUUGCAAUUAUAACCCACAUCCAAGGGGAUGGAGGCGCCAAACAUGAGCAUGUGAUAAGAACCUGACUGUGUCCUACCUAUAACAUGGACAGGCAGAAAUGCUCCUUGGAAGGAGUUUUCAUUUUUCUAAUAGAUUCACUUUUUGGUCUUGGCUUGUUCUUAAAGUCAUUUUUCUGAGCUAUCUAGAGAGAAAGAGAGAGAGAGAAUUUAGUGUACAAACACAUGAGUGUGAACCACUUCCUUGUGUGCAGAUACACAGAGGUUUCCUUGAAGAAAAAGCCUUCAUUUUGUGUGUGUGUGUGUGUGUGUGUGUGUGUGUUGGUUUGCUAACACUUAGUAGUUUUCAAUAGGAGUAAGUCAAUGAAUAAUGAUUACAUAGAAAGGAAUUUCCUUGGUGUUAUUUUAAGUAUUUCAAUGAAACAUUAAAAAUAAACCCAAUUAAGUUCCAACUUUUCAAAAAAGAAAUGGAAUAUUAGAGUUCUCAGAAAGAAACAAUAUAGAGAAUAAAAUAACUACAAAUUUCAGAAGGGCUUUUGAGAUAAGGGCUUUGUGUAAUGUGUGAGCAGUCGAGAGAUUUCAGUCUAGAAUUUAUUCUGAAUCUAUUAAAAGUCAGGACCCCUGGUGGCACAGUGGUUAGACCCUUGGCUGCCAACCAGAGAUCCAUAAUUCCAACUCAUCUUUGAAUCCCAUCAUGGUCACAUCCAGCCUUGGAUAUCCUGCGGGGAAGUUCUAUUCAAUGCUGAAAGAUUGCUUUGAGUUGAAAUAGGCAGGAUAGCAAUGGGUUUGGUUUGGUUUGGUUUUAGCUUAAGACAGAAAUAAACUCUGGACUCAGAUGUCCUCAAUUAUCAAAUGAUCCUUCACAGCCUUGAUAAUCGAAGAUUCUGUCAUCAGUGGAAUGAUGUUUGAUGCAUUGUUAAAUUUGAUGGCUCAUCUUAUAAAUAUCAGAUUAAGUUUAGAAGUGCAUUAGGUAAUUGGUGUCACUAAUGUGUCAUUAAAGGCCUCAAAGGGAAUUGUUGGGCAGCAGGUUUGUGUUAUGUGUUAAAUGGAGUCAGGGUUGAUGUGAAGGGAAAAACAAUUAAUGGAUUCAAGGAAGUGGCAGACGGAUAUGUUUGCUAUUGUGCAACUGUUGGCCACAGCCAUUUACAUAGCUAUAGAAAACAUGCCGCAGAAGCCUACGCACCUCAUGGUGCUUCUCUAGAAAGCCAUCGUUAAGAUGUUGAAAGGAAGUGAAACAGCUGCUUUAUCAGCCUCAUGCCCAUGCCUCAUUCGCAUAAGCAAGGAACAAGUCACCCACAACUACCUAUAAGCUCCUUGUUCCACACCCACAAAGGGUGAGAUAAAAGGGAAUUCAAAGAUUUUACACCUUAAGCAAAUACUGAGAAUAUUUUACACUAAAAAAACAACUUGAGGAUUGAAAACUUUGCUAGGUUUAAGAUGUGUAUAUUUUUGUUUUGCUUCACUUUUUAAUUCUGGAACUUUUCAUUGUGAUGAUUUCUUUCAAAGACUAAAACUAAAGAAAAGAUAACAAACAGAUUCUAAAGAUUUCCUUCAUCUUGGAAAUAAGAAACAACUUGAGAUAUGAAAGUUCUAUGACUGAGGGGAGCACCAGAUCAAUUGCUCAUUUAUGGAGAGAAGAAACAAUGAAUAUAGGUCAACAUGAGAUUUUUAAAGUUACUUUAAUACCAUGUAAAUUCUCUCAAAUCAUAAGACAUAAUCACUGAAUAUUUUAAUAUAUGAGGGAUUUAGUACCAAAAAAACUAUGUCUAUUAAGAUCGUAGCUUAUUUUCUGCGUGCUAGGAGUUAUUUUCAUCACUUGAUGUACAUUAUAUUAUUCACUGAAACUUUCAUGAGACUCAAAAUAGAGAAAAAAAGACCUUGUUACCUUAAAUAUUAAGAUGGUAAAACAGGCUGUUGUCCUUUGGACCAAAUUUAUUGAAUUUGAAAUAUGCUAUCACUACCCAGAGAAAGACCGUAUAGAAAGUUGUGCUUCCUUAGUUUACCCCUAGGAAAUUACAUUCUAAAGGAGAGCGGAUGCUUCAGGGAGUCCAGAGAUUGUUCUGAAGGUAGACGUGCCAUUAUCAAAUCUUCACCAAGUGCAGUAUGGGUAGUAAACUCUUUCUGCUUUGAAAUGAAAAGAGUUAGAUUGGUUCCAUUCAUGCUAAUGAUUGAGACAUGAUACCUACCUCCCUGAGAUAUGAUCGUUAUGGAUGAAGAGCUCUAGAAAUUAUUGUUCUCACAAAAAUGAAAUCAAUUUGACUGGACUCAUAUUUCAAAUAAUCGCUUGUUUAGGGAAACGCUGUUGCUUUACAAAUGCAUAUCACCUUUGUCGUAAGAAAUAUCUGUGCUAGUAGAAGUCACAUGGAUAGAAACCGUUUCUGUUUCAUUGUAGAUGAAUAAGUGUUCCCUGAAAGUAUAAUAUGUUAGUCACAGAUACACUUACAUGACACCUUCCACUUUGGCUUUAAAAAACAAAAUCAUUGCAUGUGCAUGAAGUUUUCCUUAUUAAGAUACUUUCAAUUCUGUCUUGUACUUUAAGUUUUAUAAAUGCACAGAUUCCAUUUUAUUUAUCUCUCUUUGAAUGGGUCUCUUUCAUGUUCUCGCACCAUAACUUAUAGUGGAAAAGGCUACCUUAUUAGAUAUGAAGAAUAUAUGUACUUAAUUACUCUAAUAAAAGUAUGAAUCUUUGUGUGGCACAGAUAGUGCUAUGCUUGACUAUUAGUCUAAAGGUUAGCAGAUCAAACCCACCCAGAGGUGCCUUGGGAGACAGGCACCUGCUUCUGAACGGUCACCGUGUUGAAAGCCUUAGAGCGUAGCUCCACUCUGCACACGGGGAGGAGUCCUUGUAAGUCAGAAUCAGCUCUCGGGCAACCGACAGCACCACAUGUAUGCAUUGGUUAGUUCGACUCAUAAACAUAUAUAUGUAAACAACAUAUAGACUCAUGUGUAUCUUUAAGAAUUGAAACUUUGAAUAAAUAGGCUUAGUGAUAACUUUGGAGGAAUUGAUUUUUAAGAGAAUGUGGCUUUUCCCAUUGUGUCUCUCUUCAAAGUAUUCGUCUCUUGCCACAUCUUCCUAUUAAAAAGAAGGGUGGGAGGAGGGAUGAUGUUCUUUUGCCAAUCAGAGUGACAUUUCCACCCAUGUUCAUCCCAAAAAACUGUAUUUGAAAGGUGCGUUUGAAAAACCAAACUUGUAUUAGUAAUAAAAUAAUUUGAAAAUCAA